Molecule: messenger RNA, 804 nt
Organism: Saccostrea echinata
Lineage: Eukaryota; Metazoa; Mollusca; Bivalvia; Ostreida; Ostreidae
Exons: 1
Coding region: 1-804 (267 amino acids)
Source: RefSeq, a predicted model, not a curated record
AUGUCGGGAACACAUGUACUCACUACAAAAAUCUGGAAGCAUUUGCGGAAGCCUCAUCCAUAUAACCCUUUUCCAGAACCAGUAGACAGGCAUUACUCCCAGGCCGGACAAGAUACAGCUGUUUAUAACAUAUUCCCCAAGAAAAACGGCUUUUUCAUUGAAAUGGGGGCUUAUGAUGGUAAAGUUCAUUCCAAUACCCUGUGGUUGGAAAGAAAACACAACUGGACAGGUUUGUUAAUAGAAGGGAACCCUGCGUCAUGUCCGUUCAUAGACCGUGCGAAACGCAACGCCUGGUGUCUGUGCGCAUGCGUGGCAAAAGAAAAUGAAACAACGUUUAUAGAAGGUGGUGAAUUAGGGGGUUCUGAAAAAGACAUGGCGACAAGUCAUCUUAUUCAUUUGAAAGGAAACAAAAGGACCAGAGUACCUUGUUUUCAGUUAGUUGACGUAUUACAUAUAGUGGGUGUCUUCCAUAUAAAUUAUUUUUCUUUAGAUGUAGAAGGCGGAGAAAUUGUUGUGCUUAACAGCAUGAGAGAACAGUUGAUCUCUAGACAAAUAAUCGUUGAUGUUUGGACCAUUGAAUAUCGAGCUUGGGCAGGACCGAAGUUUGAUUGGCCUAAAGGAAAGGAAAAUUUGUCAAGUUAUCGAGCUUUUUUCAAAGAGAUUGGAGGAUAUGUUGAACAUUCACAAUUGGCUUACGAGGCACGUAAGCUAGAAAACGGGCACUAUCUGGAUGUUGUUUUUGUAUAUAUAGAGACAUGGUGUAAAGGUCAUAGUUCACUUCCGGAUGGUAAAACAAAGUGUUGA